Molecule: messenger RNA, 1317 nt
Organism: Alternaria hordeiaustralica
Lineage: Eukaryota; Fungi; Ascomycota; Dothideomycetes; Pleosporales; Pleosporaceae
Exons: 1
Coding region: 1-1317 (438 amino acids)
Biological process (GO): protein phosphorylation
Cellular component (GO): cytoplasm
Molecular function (GO): ATP binding; protein serine/threonine kinase activity
Source: RefSeq, a predicted model, not a curated record
AUGGACUCACUCAAGCGCAGGAGCCGAAUCUUCCUGGAUCUUAGCGGGGAGCGAACAAAGGCGAGCAUGAAUUCAUCCUUCAAUACGGGUGAUUUAGAAGACUACGCAAAGUUCAAAAGGCUAUUCAACCAAACACGCUUUUUAGGGGAAGGGAGUGAUGGCACAGUCUACGCAUACCAACACAAACAUUCCAAAGCGCUUAUUGCAGUAAAGACACCAAUCGCGUACAACACUCCUUACUUAGUAGCUGAAGCAGCUAAGUUCAUCAAAGCAGAAGUCGAGAAUCUUACUAUCCUCGGUCAGCAUGAGCACAUCGCCGGAAUGCUAGCAUGGUCGCAUAACCAUCAUCCCGCGGCCCCAGCAAUCUUCCUUCCAUUCUGCGAGCUAGGAGAUCUUCGUUCAUACAUGGCUGCAUAUAAAGAUCAGCAACUCCAGCAAUCAAAGCAUGUCAUACGAACAUCGGAAGUCACCAUCUGGAAGUGUCUUCGCGACAUGGCCCUCGCUCUGGAUCACUUGCACAACAUGAACGACGAGUUUGGCUACGUCCAUAACGACGUCAAACCAGACAACAUUCUAGUCGAAUUCCCCAAAGGCUGGAAUCCAAAAGAUGGUAUCCCCGAUGAGCCGGUAUUCAGAUUGACCGACUUCGCUCGUAUGACACGAUAUCCUCUACUUGAAGGCGAGAAGCCCAAAAAAGACUGUCUCGGUACACCCGAGUACGCACCGCCAUUGACCGAACAAGAGAAGCACCGGCCGUCCGUUGAUAUCUGGGCUCUGGGUGCGACCUUACAAACGCUCGCUUUGAGAAUAAAUCCUGUCCAAUCGCGGCAGGCUUUCCUCGAAAGUCAGUUAAAGGCACACAAACUCGCGCCUAUCCUGAGUGACGACGGCGCUUGGAAACAAUUAAAGUGGCGUGUUCUCAGACCCACCGUUUACCGCCCGCUCGACGCUACACAAGAGGAACUAGUAAAUCACCACGACGUCCCCAUGUCCAUCUGGGCGAACGGUUUUCCCGAGUACAGGGCUUGGAAGCAUUGGCCAUAUACUAGAACACUCAACACCUGGUAUAAAAGCUUGUGGGAACGAGACGAGGAGAAAAGAACUACGGCAAAGCAGCUUGUCGAGUGGUGUGUUCCGUUAGUUGCGAGGUAUAUUCGUGUCGCGCGGCAUACGGAAAAGGCGGAAGAGCGCUUUGAGAAGGCGGCGAAGUCGAGAGACGAGGUUGAGGGGAAACAACAGAAUAGAGAGCUGAGAGCCGAGGCUCUGGAGCUUUUGGAUGCGCCUAGCUAUGAAGGUAAUGGGUAUGGUGAUCUCUGA